GAAGAAACUCACUGGACUGCUAAAUGGUAGGGACUGAAAUUUUCUAUGAGAAUGUAAUAUGGGACGAGUAGAAGUUAGGCAGAUAAAGGCCAGCAGAAAGUCAUUCCAUGUAGAAGAGGCAGCCUAAGAAAAAUGUGCAGGGAAGGUACAGUAUGACAGAGGACAGCAUGUGGAACUAAGGAAGGUGAGAUUUAAUCUAAAUAUAUGGAAGGAAUUUCAAAUGAUUGGUGGUAUUUUUUACCUUGAGAAGUAGUGAUUAUCUCACAUCUAGACAUAACCAAGUAGUCCUCUUUCAGCAAAAGGUCUUGCGUUAGUUUAUGUAAUUAUUGAACAAGGGUGCCAGAAAUUUAGGCGAUAUCAAAUGAUGCUUAUAUUUAAAUUUAUACCUUGAGAACUUCGUCUACCCACAUUCCAAAGGGCUCUGCUAAAAAGUUAUUGUUUAUGCAACGGAAUCCCAGAACAGAGCUGGAUGGUUAAAGAACAAAAAUAUAGAAUAGUUUUUGCAGAUGUGGGUCACAGUCGACUUCAAGGAUUACACCCGCGCAAUAGUGAUCAUUAUGUUUCAUGUGCUGGUUUGUAUAGUCCUUCCAAGUACUCUUUAGAGGGAGAUGAUGGGUUCAUUUCAAAUGCAAGAUUCUCGGAGGUAAAAUAGUUAACCCGUUUCUUAGCCGUCCCCAUAUAAUACCGAAAAUCAUUCUUGAAUUACUCUUAAUGCCACCUAAAGUCCUAUGUGGAGCAGUAACCCAAUUUGAUAGAGUACCAAAUGAGCCCUUAGGUAUAUUACACAGUUCCUGCCGGGUGGACACUCCUCCCGCACCCUGCCUCUGCCCCACAUUUUAGGAGAAUUCCGGGGCGCGCGCAGGAUUGUCAGCGCAGCAGCCGAGGCCACCUGUCAACACAGUCUGCCUGAGCUUCGGACCAAACCGGGCUGACCCGAGGGCAGUAAGCUCCGGCCAUAGGGCAAUGACUCCGUGGAAUUGCGCAGGGUAGUCACACAGGCGUUUAUUCCAUUUUCCUUUCGUUAUCAAGAGGUCCUUUUCUCCAUUAACUUGUCUUCUAACUCCUGCGACAGAGCAGUUAAGAGCAAGCUUCUGGUCCUCCAAACAGCCAAGCAGUAAGCAUAUUAAAAUAACAAACUACCUCGCUAUUUUGUCACCAGACCCUCCUCUCAGUGGGGUAGGCAGAGAGGCCAGAACAGGCGACCACAGCGACACAGAAGGGUGAGCGAUGCUCAUCUGUAGCUGAGGGAAGGGGGUGGGGAAAGACUACCUGGACGGCGGACGCGCAUGCGCAGCCACAGUGCCCGGUGGGCGAGUCCCUUCUAGUAGUUUCGCUGACCGUGACGUCAUCGUUGCGCGCCGUGAGUGUUUCCUAGAAACGAUGUUUUUUCUUUGAAGAAAAUAGAUAUAAAUGAACUGACCUAUCCCACCUCACAUUGCUUUUAGUCCUUCAUGCUGGACGCACCUACACUGUGGAUAAGGAAGCGUGAGAGGAAAAGAAACGCACCGCAGAGCAAAGAGGCGCCGGCCAGGGAUGACUCGGCGACGCGGCUGGCCACGUUACCCGGCGUGCUCCGCGCGGCGCCGGCGGAGGGACGUGGGGGGAGGGGCAGGGAGGAGGAAGCGACGGCGGCUGCGGAUGUCGCUGCGAACCAGCGGCUCCUGAACCCACGGCAGCUGCCCAGUGCCCAACUUGGGCCUGCGCCGGAGCCCACGCCGAGCUCCGCGGCCCCUCGUCGGCUAGGGCUGUCCCGCUCCCAUUGCUCCUGAGGCGGCGCGCCCUGCAUUUCCCGCGGCCUGGGCCUGCCGGCUUUGGCGUCUGCUGGCUUCUCCUCGCUCGCUUGCUCCCUCUUGCUCGCCUGAGUCACCGCCGCUGCCGCCAUGGCCGAGAGUGGUGAAAGCGGCGGCCCUCCAGGCCCCCAGGACAGCGCCGCCGCGGCCGAAGGUGCUGGCACCCCCGCGGCCGCUAACUCUGCGGAGCCUAAGAUCAUGAAAGUCACCGUGAAGACCCCGAAGGAGAAGGAAGAAUUCGCUGUGCCUGAGAAUAGCUCCGUGCAGCAGUUCAAAGAAGAAAUCUCGAAACGUUUCAAAUCACAUACUGACCAACUUGUGUUGAUAUUUGCUGGGAAAAUUUUAAAAGAUCAAGAUACUUUGAGUCAGCAUGGAAUUCAUGACGGACUUACAGUUCACCUUGUCAUCAAAACACAAAACAGGCCUCAGGAUCAUUCAGCUCAGCAAACAAAUACCACUGGAAGCAGUGUUACCACAUCAUCAACUCCUAGUAGUAACUCCACAUCUGGUUCUACUACUGGCAACCCUUUUGGUUUAGGUGGUCUUGGAGGACUUGCAGGUCUGAGUAGCCUGGGUUUGAAUACUACCAACUUCUCUGAGCUACAGAGCCAGAUGCAGCGACAGCUUUUGUCGAACCCAGAAAUGAUGGUCCAGAUCAUGGAAAAUCCCUUCGUUCAGAGCAUGCUCUCAAAUCCAGACCUGAUGAGACAGUUAAUUAUGGCCAAUCCACAGAUGCAGCAGUUGAUACAGCGAAAUCCAGAGAUCAGUCAUAUGCUGAACAAUCCUGAUAUAAUGAGACAAACAUUGGAACUUGCCAGGAAUCCAGCAAUGAUGCAAGAAAUGAUGAGAAACCAGGACCGAGCCUUGAGCAACUUAGAAAGCAUCCCAGGGGGAUAUAAUGCUUUAAGGCGCAUGUAUACAGAUAUUCAGGAACCAAUGCUGAGUGCUGCCCAAGAACAGUUUGGUGGUAAUCCAUUUGCUUCUUUAGUGAGCAAUACAUCCUCAGGUGAAGGUAGUCAACCUUCCCGUACAGAAAAUAGAGAUCCAUUACCCAAUCCAUGGGCUCCACCGGCUUCCCAAAGUUCACCAGCUUCCAGCGGCACCACCAGCACUGUGGGUGGCACUGCUGGUAGCGCUGCCAGUGGCGCUGCUGGGCAGAGUACUGCUGCACCAAAUUUGGUGCCUGGAUUAGGAGCUAGUAUGUUCAACACACCGGGAAUGCAGAGCUUGUUGCAACAAAUAACUGAAAACCCGCAACUUAUGCAAAACAUGUUGUCUGCUCCCUACAUGAGAAGCAUGAUGCAGUCACUAAGCCAGAACCCUGACCUUGCUGCCCAGAUGAUGCUGAAUAAUCCCCUAUUUGCUGGAAAUCCUCAGCUUCAAGAACAAAUGAGACAACAGCUCCCAACUUUCCUCCAACAAAUGCAGAAUCCUGAUACACUCUCAGCAAUGUCAAACCCUAGAGCAAUGCAGGCUUUAUUACAGAUUCAGCAGGGUUUGCAGACAUUAGCUACGGAAGCUCCCGGCCUCAUUCCAGGGUUUACUCCUGGCCUUGGGGCAUUAGGAAGCACUGGAGGCUCUUCAGGACCCAAUGGUUCUAACCCUACACCUAGUGAAAGCACGAGCCCCACAGCAGGAACCACUGAACCUGGACACCAGCAAUUUAUUCAACAGAUGCUGCAGGCUCUUGCUGGCGUAAAUCCUCAGCUACAGAAUCCAGAAGUCAGAUUUCAGCAACAACUGGAACAACUCAGUGCGAUGGGAUUUUUGAACCGUGAGGCAAACUUGCAAGCGCUAAUAGCAACAGGAGGUGAUAUCAAUGCAGCUAUCGAAAGGUUACUGGGCUCCCAGCCAUCAUAGCAGCAUUUCUGUAUCUUGAAAAAAUGUAAUUUAUUUUUGAUAACGGCUCUUAAAACUUUCAGAUACCUGCUUUAUUUCAUUUUGACUCUUGGAAUUCUGUGCUGUUAUAAACAAACCCAAUAUGAUGCAUUUUAAGGUGGAGUGCAGUAAGAUGUGUGGGUUUUUCUGUGUUUUUCUUUUCUGGAACAGUGGGAAUCAAUGCUUUUUCAUUUAAGGCUACUGCAUGCAUCAAACACCUCUGCAUUUAUUGUAAUUUUUUAAAAACAUCACCUUUUAUAGUUGGGUGAACAGAUUUUUUUCCUGCAUCUGUCCAAUUUAUUUGCUUUUUAAACAUUAGCUUGUGGUAGUAAUUUAUGUAGAAUAAAAGCAUUAAAAAGAAGCAAAUCAUUUGCGCUCUAUAAUUUGUGGUACAAUAUUGCUUAUUGUGACUAUGGCAUGUAUUUUUGCAAACAAAAUGCUGUAAGAUUUAUACUACUGACAAUUUUGGCUUUAUUUGUAUACAAUAUAGAGUAUGCACAUUUGGGACUACAUUUCUAGAAUCAUACUGCUAUAGGUUAUCUGAGAAAAAACCUGUAACCAAAAAAGUAAAGGUAAGGGAAUACUCCCUAUAGUGGAGUAUUUUCUAAUUAUGUUAAAUCUUAUAGCAUCUUUGAUAAACAUCUCCCAGCAAAAGUAUUGAUUAGUCAGGUUUUUUAAAAAUACAGUAGAAAAGCCAAUUCUGGUAAUGUCUUUAAGAACAUUAAAUUGUACAGACAACAUAAUGUAACAUUGUCACAACAUUCACAGAUUGACUUGUAAAUUACCUUAAUCUUCCUGCAGACUGAAGGAACACUAUAGUAUACCCAAAAGUGCAUUUGCCUAGGACUUUUCAGCUUCUCCCAUAGAUAGUUUAACAGGCAUUACAAUUUGUAAUUGAAAUGUUGCUUUCACUGAAAGUGUCUUGAUGUUUCAGUUGUUUUUAAUUGCCAUAUAAAAAUAGAACUAUCUUUUGGGUUUAUCUGUUUUCUCAUGCACAGGGGGUACAUGGAUUUUAAAUGAUUUGUGAGCCACUUGUUUCUGAAGUGUUUUGGUAGUUCUACUAAGAAAUAGUUAAAUAUUGUGCUUUCAGAGCCUCAGAGAAGGGAAACGGGGGUGGGGCAGCGGAAUCUAUCCUGGAUUAGGCCAGUUUAAAUAAUACUGGCAACUAAGAUUCUGUUAGGAUUUCUGUGCAUAUAGUGUAGUAAAGAAGUAUCAUUCGGGGGUGAAAAAGAAAGCUGUUUUAACAAUGUUGAGUACAUUUGGCUGUUCUACAGCCUUUUCUUCCCUCCCCAGAGAAGUUCUGUUUGCUUAACUCUCAAAACUGUUGGGGUGGUACAUUCCUUUAGGACCAAUUAAAACAUAAUUUAGGGUCAGUAUAUAUUUGACUGACUCUGGUUCAGUAUUCUCUUAGGUCAUUAUAUUCUCUCGUGUACAGUUAUAGAAAAUUAAAAUGUUAAAGUAAUCUAAAAUGAGUUCAGACCAAUAAAAUCAAGGGAAAUACAAGUUGAAUUCCAUAACUUCUACAAGUUGCUUGCUAUUAAAAAGGGUCAAGAGUUCAGGUUGCCUACCAGUCCAUGCACUGUUCUGACACUUUUCCCAGGAGGAAAAUUUGUACAAAGGUUAGGAUGGAGGCAUAACUAGAGGAGAUGAUUAGGGAUGAUAUUUAUGUGUCUUUCCUCUUUCUGCCUUAUGCCCCAGUCUGGUUUAAAAACUUUUGUACAAGUGAGUGGUGGUAAACAGUGUGGGAUAGUGUCAUAACCAAUUUGACAGUUUAUUAAUCACAAAAUAAAAAUAAAUCUCUAGCUUUUACACUU
Otolemur garnettii (small-eared galago) is the source of this 5482-nucleotide messenger RNA. It is a transcript of the gene UBQLN1, whose product is annotated as ubiquilin 1. Gene Ontology annotation, biological process: regulation of macroautophagy; autophagosome assembly. NCBI's taxonomy places the organism in Eukaryota, Metazoa, Chordata, Mammalia, Primates, Galagidae. Bases 1881 to 3650 code for a protein of 589 amino acids. The record is from RefSeq and is a predicted model, not a curated record. Gene Ontology annotation, molecular function: polyubiquitin modification-dependent protein binding. Gene Ontology annotation, cellular component: cytosol; autophagosome. The transcript is spliced from 11 exons.